AUGCUGAUCGAGUUGAGCCACAACAUACUGCCCACAGCUCAUUCUCUGCUGACAACAAGCAUCCGGGGGGACGGGGCGGAAACCACCACCGUCUUUGACUAUGGGGACGAAGGUGUGCCCUGCGUGAAAGACGGCGUGAAACAGUUCGCAGGCAGGUUCCUGCCCCCCCUCUACUCGCUGGUGUUCAUCUUCGGGUUCGUGGGCAACCUGCUGGUCGUCCUCAUCCUGAUCAACUGCAAAAAGCUGAAGAGCAUGACUGACAUCUACCUGCUCAACCUGGCCCUCUCCGACCUGCUCUUCCUCCUCACGUUCCCCGUGUGGAUCCAUGCUGCUGCGAAUUGGUGGGCCCUGGGGAACGUGAUGUGUAAAGUCUUCACAGGGAUGUACCACGUUGGUUACUUUGGAGGCAUCUUCUUCAUCAUCCUCUUGACCGUUGACAGAUACCUGGCGAUCGUCCACGCGGUGUUUGCGUUAAAAGCCAGAACGGUCACAUUUGGGGUGGUGACCAGUGGGGUCACCUGGGUGGUGGCCGUGUUCGCCUCUCUCCCAGGAAUCAUCUUCACCAAAUCCCAAGCUGAGGAGUCUCUUUACUCCUGCGGCCCUUACUUCCCAGUCGGAUGGAAGAAUUUCCAUACGAUAAUGAGGACACUCCUGGGCCUGGUCCUGCCCCUGCUGGUCAUGGUCGUCUGCUACUCGGGAAUCCUGAAGACCCUGCUGCGCUGUCGCAACGAGAAGAAGAGGCACAAGGCCGUGCGGCUCAUCUUCGUGAUCAUGAUCGUCUACUUCCUUUUCUGGGCCCCCUACAACCUCGUCCUGCUCCUGGACACCUUCCAGGAGUUCUUCGACCUGAGUACCUGCAAGAGCACCAGCCAGCUGGACCAGGCCAUGCAGGUGACGGAGACCCUGGGCAUGACGCACUGCUGCAUCAACCCCAUCAUCUACGCCUUCGUCGGGGAGAAGUUCAGACGCUAUCUCUCCGUGUUCUUCCGGAAGCACAUCGCCAAGCACCUCUGCAAACAAUGCCCAGUUUUCUACCGGGAGACCACCGAUCGGGUGAGCUCCACCUACACCCCCUCCACGGGAGAGCAGGAUGUCUCAGUGGGUUUGUAA
Molecule: messenger RNA, 1110 nt
Organism: Pipistrellus nathusii (Nathusius's pipistrelle)
Lineage: Eukaryota; Metazoa; Chordata; Mammalia; Chiroptera; Vespertilionidae
Source: the annotation of a GenBank genome assembly